This is a messenger RNA of Colletotrichum truncatum, 1185 nucleotides long. Its product is annotated as beta-eliminating lyase. The record is from RefSeq and is a predicted model, not a curated record. Gene Ontology annotation, cellular component: cytosol. Gene Ontology annotation, biological process: glycine biosynthetic process; L-threonine catabolic process. Gene Ontology annotation, molecular function: L-allo-threonine aldolase activity. Lineage: Eukaryota; Fungi; Ascomycota; Sordariomycetes; Glomerellales; Glomerellaceae.
AUGGCUCCAUCUGCUCUUAGCAGCACAGCAAACGCUGCGGCCGCUUCAUCGAAGCAGCCCAAUGCUUGGGUCGGCCACCAGGGCGCCGCUGGUUUCGAUCUGAGAAGUGAUACUAUGACAACCCCCACGCCCUCGAUGCUUGCUGCCAUUCAGGCCUGCAGCUUGCUCGAUGAUGUUUUCGCGGAAGACCCCACGACAACCGAGCUGGAGUCCCAUGUAGCUGCCCUCGCCGGUAAGGAGGCCGCCCUCCUUGUUCUGUCGGGAACCAUGGGAAACCAGGUUGCCCUAAGAGCCCUCCUUACCCAGCCUCCUUACAGUGUCCUGUGUGACCACCGCGCCCACAUCAUCAAAUAUGAGGCUGGCGGCGUUGCGUCUCUUUGUGGCGCCAUGAUCAAGCCUGUUGUGCCGAGCAACGGAGCUUAUCUGACACUUGAAGACAUUGUGGCCAAUGCCGAGUUGGAUGACGAUGUUCAUACCUGUCCUACCAAGGUAAUCAGCCUGGAGAACACCCUUAAUGGUGUGGUUACGCCCCUAGUCGAGAUUAAGCGAAUUGUCGAGUUCGCCCGUGAACACAACUUGAAAGUCCACUGUGACGGCGCGAGGCUUUGGGAGGCUGUCGCUUCAGGAGCUGGCAGUCUUUCGGAAUACUGCUCGCUGUUCGACACUGUUAGCCUCUGUUUCUCGAAGGGUCUCGGUGCCCCGAUAGGAAGCAUAGUUGUCGGCGGAUCUCAGCACAUAAAGCAUGCUCGUUGGGUUCGAAAGUCUAUUGGCGGUGGCCUCCGGCAAUCGGGAGUAGUGGCUGCCCCGGCUAGAGUUGCUGUUGAUGAGACGUUCGGAAAGGGGCCUAAUGGUGAAGGCGGUCUUUUGAAAUCUUCCCACGAAACGGCCAAGAAAAUUGAGAAGAUGUGGACUGAUCUAGGGGGAACACUCGUUCACCCAGUCGAGACCAACAUGUGCUGGCUUGACCUUAACGCGGCAGGCUGCAGCACCGAGGCUUUUGUUAGCUUUGGCAAAGAAGUUGGCUUGAAGCUGAUCGGCAACCGACUGGUUAUUCAUUACCAGAUCGCGCAGAACCAAGAAGAAGUGUUACCGAGAUUAGAGCAAGUGUUCCGUCGUGCGUUAGAGGGCGGCAGCAAAGGAUGUUUGGCGAACCAGACACCGUCGAGUAUUUACCGACCGCGGUAA